AUGUAUCACUCGUCGAUUCUCUCGUUACUCACGGCCCUUACGACCAGCGCCAUUGACGUGAGCAAAGCGCAAGGCGCCACGCGACAUCACGCAUUUCAAGUGGCCGUCAUUCCGUUCGCGACUGUCGACGCCGCCAGCUACUGCCGCACGUUGCAGGCCAAGCUACUCCGGACACCAGAAUCGCCAGUGUUUCUACUCGAUACCAGCAAUCCGGCCUACGUUUAUCAGAUACUUCCGAGCCGCACCAUGGACCACGUGGAUAAUGCAGCGUUUAAGGACGGCGACGACAUCGCACCGUCUGUGAACGAUCUACCGACCGAGGAGCUGAUCAGGAUGAUAGAGAACAAGGAAGUGACCAUCAAGAGCCAUCGCAUCGUGGACACCAUCACGCUGAUCACGGCAGGGGGCGACGAGCUACGUCUAACGCUCGAGCGCUCCGGUGACUUGGAACCGGUUGGCAUAAUGCCGAGAGCUGGCUACCGAGGAGGGUUAAGUGGCCAAGAUAAACUCCUUCUGUCACUGCUCGGCGGUGGUGGUGGAGGCAGCAAGGUGCGAGGCAUCGAACGUCUUAAAAAUUAACCUCUCGAAGGCCUCCCCGGCCACCACCACCAGCAACCUAGGCGAGGCACACGGGACACUCUAAUCUUCAUCUUAAUCCCAACCGAACCGAAAACCCCUGAAAUGGUGGGCUGCCCGGUGACGUCCGUCCGUUGGCAAGACAAACAAAUCCAAUUAUAAUUUAUUACAAGAAGCGAUAACGUACAGCGUACAGCGUACCGAAGGUGCUUCCGGUGUGGCCAGGAAGGAUAGGCUUAACCAUGUCACAUCGUCAUCCUUAACCCUCAAGCCUUUCUCCCUCCCUCACACACGGCAAAUGAGCUCGAAAGGCUCGGGCUGCCCCAGGGAAACUUCGAAUAAAUAUUGGACCUUCCAAAGGUGGAGGACGGUCCGGAGAUUUCUCUGUGGAUGGCGCUUUUUAACCUUUAUCACCGCAUCGAAGGCAGAUCCCCGAGUUCCGGCGACGCUCCGGACGAUGGAUCUCAUGUGUCAAACUCACCUUUUUGGUCGGCCACUAGAGGCUAACUGGGCAUCAGGCCACCACCCAAAACAGUACCGACCGACCGACCGACGGU
Molecule: messenger RNA, 1133 nt
Organism: Anopheles aquasalis
Lineage: Eukaryota; Metazoa; Arthropoda; Insecta; Diptera; Culicidae
Source: RefSeq, a predicted model, not a curated record